AUGACCCCGCAAAAUGUGAACAUCUUUUUUCUUUGUAGUCCCGGAGCCGGCGAAAGCGCCCUGGAGCCAAUCUAUAUAAAGGACGACGAUGGAUAUGACAUUGACACAUUUUUAAUCCCCGAUCACUACAAGAGCUACAUCACGAAGGUGCUAAUCCCCAAUGGAGUUUUAAAAAAUCGAAUAGAGAAGCUCGCAUUUGACAUCAAAAGAGUUUACAGAAAUGAAGAGUUUCACGUUAUCUGUUUACUAAAAGGAUCAAGGGGGUUCUUCAGUGCGCUGCUGAAAUAUCUGAACAGGAUUCAUAACUACAGCUCCACUGAGUCACCAAAGCAUUUAUAUGUAGAGCAUUAUGUACGUAUUAAGUCGUACUGUAAUGAUCAGUCCUUAGACCGUAUCGAAAUUGUUAGCGAAGAUUUAUCCUGCCUAAAGGAUAAACACGUUUUAAUUGUUGAAGAUAUUAUCGACACAGGAAAAACGUUGUCCAAGUUUUGUGAAUAUUUAAAAAAGUUUGAGGUGAAAACAAUUGCCAUUACAUGUUUGUUCAUUAAGAGAACUCCUCUUUGGAACGGCUUUAAGGCUGACUUUGUUGGUUUUUCAAUUCCAGAUUCCUUCGUCGUUGGCUACAGCUUAGAUUACAAUGAAAAAUUUCGAGACCUAGACCAUUUGUGUUUGGUGAAUGACGAAGGCAUAAAGAAAUUCCGCACUACCCCUCCCACUUCUUGA
This is a messenger RNA of Plasmodium inui San Antonio 1, 723 nucleotides long. RefSeq names its product hypoxanthine-guanine-xanthine phosphoribosyltransferase. Lineage: Eukaryota; Apicomplexa; Aconoidasida; Haemosporida; Plasmodiidae. Bases 1 to 723 code for a protein of 240 amino acids. The transcript is spliced from 2 exons. Gene Ontology annotation, biological process: purine ribonucleoside salvage; hypoxanthine metabolic process; guanine salvage. Gene Ontology annotation, molecular function: hypoxanthine phosphoribosyltransferase activity; magnesium ion binding. The record is from RefSeq and is a predicted model, not a curated record.